CUCUUCUCCAGCGUCCGAUCUCUCCCACUCGCCUUCCUCACCGCAGCUCUCCCGGCUCGGUCGCUUCGCCACCUCCGUCCUCCCCCCGCGCUCGGUCGCUCGCCACCUGCUCUCCCCUCCCUCCACGUUGCUCGCGCCCGCGCUUAUAUAAGUGCAGGAGGAGCUCAUGGCGGACGCUCCGGCGAGCCCUGGGGGCGGAGGCGGGAGCCACGAGAGCGGGAGCCCCAGGGGCGGCGGAGGUGGAGGCGGUGGCAGCGUCAGGGAGCAGGACAGGUUCCUGCCCAUCGCCAACAUCAGUCGCAUCAUGAAGAAGGCCAUCCCGGCUAACGGGAAGAUCGCCAAGGACGCUAAGGAGACCGUGCAGGAGUGCGUCUCGGAGUUCAUCUCCUUCAUCACUAGCGAGGCGAGUGACAAGUGCCAGAGGGAGAAGCGGAAGACCAUCAAUGGCGACGACCUGCUGUGGGCCAUGGCCACGCUGGGGUUUGAGGACUAUAUUGAACCCCUCAAGGUGUACCUGCAGAAGUACAGAGAGAUGGAGGGUGAUAGUAAGUUAACUUCAAAAUCCAGCGAUGGCUCCAUUAAAAAGGAUGCCCUUGGUCAUGUGGGAGCAAGUAGCUCAGCUGUACAAGGGAUGGGUCAGCAAGGAACAUACAACCAAGGAAUGGGUUAUAUGCAACCUCAGUACCAUAACGGAGAUAUCUCGAACUAAUGAAGACAUGGACCUUUUCUGCAACAGCUGCUCUUCCCCGAGGCGGGUUUUUGGUCGCAGUUAUUUACUAAGUAAGACACCUUGCGGUGACCAUUAAAGAGUAACCAAUCACCCUGGGUAGGUCAAUUUUUAUCUGCAAGAACUGAUGAGGCCGCUUGGUAGGAGUAAAUCGCUUUUCCUGGGAACGAUUGUUGGUUAGCGCCGCUACUGUAUGUAUAUUGAGAUACCUUAACGAUUGGUCUUUUGGCUGCCAUUUGGUUACAUGUAUUUGUAUUUGGAGGCAUAAGUAUCGUGUAAUUUGUGUUAUGACUAGUGUAUUGACUAUUGAAUUAUGAGAAGAGCUGCUUUAGUUGUAAGAUCACAUGACACAUCCAAGAAUUCCCAAAAAAAUGUUCGU
Molecule: messenger RNA, 1106 nt
Organism: Zea mays
Lineage: Eukaryota; Viridiplantae; Streptophyta; Magnoliopsida; Poales; Poaceae
Product: CAAT box binding protein 1
Exons: 8
Coding region: 167-709 (180 amino acids)
Biological process (GO): regulation of transcription by RNA polymerase II
Cellular component (GO): nucleus; CCAAT-binding factor complex
Molecular function (GO): RNA polymerase II cis-regulatory region sequence-specific DNA binding; protein heterodimerization activity; DNA-binding transcription activator activity, RNA polymerase II-specific
Source: RefSeq, marked provisional